AUACUCUGGUUCGGGCCAUUAAAACUUAAAUAAUUUAGUUUUUCGUAGGAUACCACUAUGUCGUCAAAUAAAACAAAGGAUGUAAAGCCAGAACCAGUGGCGUAUAGUGAAGUGGCACUAAGAAACAACGCUGCAGUUGUUGAAUACUGCAGAACGUCUAUGGCUGCAUUAUCAGGAUCUACUGCAGGUAUACUAGGUCUGACAGGACUCAACGGUUUUGCCUUCUACGUAUUUGCAGUCAUCAUCCUAUGGGUUAUGUUCAUGAUAAAGGCUGGACCAAACUGGCAGAAGUACUAUGUAUCAAGACAGAGUCUCUUAACAAAUGGAUUCUUUGGAGCAUUAUUCACUUAUGUUCUAUUCUGGACUUUUAUUUACGGAAUGGUUCAUGUUUAUUAGUGAAUUCUAUAAUAUAAGGUCGUAAAAUAAUGUAUUUAUAUAAGAAAUGGUAAUAAAGUUUGAAUUGUGUUAUGGUAUGAA
This is a messenger RNA of Melitaea cinxia (Glanville fritillary), 477 nucleotides long. It is a transcript of the gene EMC6, whose product is annotated as ER membrane protein complex subunit 6. The coding region runs from base 58 to 396 and encodes 112 amino acids. The transcript has 3 exons. Lineage: Eukaryota; Metazoa; Arthropoda; Insecta; Lepidoptera; Nymphalidae. The record is from RefSeq and is a predicted model, not a curated record. Gene Ontology annotation, biological process: protein folding in endoplasmic reticulum; autophagosome assembly. Gene Ontology annotation, cellular component: membrane; EMC complex; endoplasmic reticulum.